CACCAUUACAGGGGGCAGGUCAUGUCCUCGAGCCCAUCAUGAGUCGCCAAAUCCUACUCAGUCCGCUUCUGCGGGCCUCGCUCCCUCGCGCCGUGCGGAGAGAUCUCACCAGUCAAUGGUUUCCCCGGUUGAAGACAACGAACGCCGCCCCAAAACCGCCCAGGAACGACGUCCCAUACCUCAAAACGAAACAGACGGAUGCCGUACCGCUUCGCGCCGUUAACAAGUCGUCGACGGCGCAUGGGCACAAUGCCCUUCGGAAAGGCCUCGGAGGAAUGCCGGAGCGCAUCUUGAUCUUCCAUGCUGGAACGACCAAACCGCUCUAUCUAGGGGCCAUACGGAUCACGGCCCUUUGCCUUAUGGUAGCUUCGGGCCUGCUCAUCGUGCCGGCCUAUCAAGAAGGCCAACUCCCGUUGUGGCUAGCGACAACCCUUGCCAUAGGAUCCACGAUCCCGUUCUUCGUGGUCACUUGGACCUCUGCACCCUUUGUGAACUUUAUCUAUCUCUCCCUCCCCAUGUUUGCUCGACGAUCGAGGGACCAAACCCUACAAUACGCGAAGAACCUGCCGCCGACAGCGACGCUCAGUAUAAUCACCACGGAUGCGACCUUUGUUCCCCGCACCACCACGGUUCGUCUUGGUGACCUCGUCCCUGGCAAGUCGACCCUUCGCCCGGUCUGCUUUCGCGACACUAAGCGUGGGCCCGCUCUUACGUUGAAGGGGACGCCCGAUGUAUUCUAUGCUCCCCCGACCACCAAGAAAGGCAAACAAACGCCGGCCUACUGGCCCGGGCUGUGGGAUCAUGUAUACGAGCAGAUCCAGAAUAAUACCCGCCGGACCUGAUUCUGAGUUUCGAGUCCCUCUUGCAACAGCUCUUUGUAGUUCUAGGAAAUACCACAGCGUCCAGGAUUCAAACAUACCCGGAAAUCAUUUCUUCUUGUUGUCAUCAGUUUCCAUUGAUGAAAGUGCCGAGGCUUGGUUCUCGUGGGUUCUUGUUUGCCAGAAAUUGAAUGGGUGGUUGAUUUGACACGGUCAAUCGGGCACCCAAGCCCAGUUCAUUCAUCGACGUCUGUCAUUCACUGGCCAGCUGAGACGA
This is a messenger RNA of Aspergillus candidus, 1095 nucleotides long. RefSeq lists its product as uncharacterized. Bases 39 to 842 code for a protein of 267 amino acids. NCBI's taxonomy places the organism in Eukaryota, Fungi, Ascomycota, Eurotiomycetes, Eurotiales, Aspergillaceae. The transcript has 3 exons. The record is from RefSeq and is a predicted model, not a curated record.